This is a messenger RNA of Scatophagus argus, 1698 nucleotides long. It is a transcript of the gene aqp7, whose product is annotated as aquaporin 7. Gene Ontology annotation, biological process: glycerol transmembrane transport; water transport. The transcript is spliced from 6 exons. The coding region runs from base 249 to 1178 and encodes 309 amino acids. The record is from RefSeq and is a predicted model, not a curated record. Gene Ontology annotation, cellular component: basolateral plasma membrane; plasma membrane. Gene Ontology annotation, molecular function: water channel activity; urea transmembrane transporter activity; glycerol channel activity. Lineage: Eukaryota; Metazoa; Chordata; Actinopteri; Scatophagidae.
AAUGAGUAUGUGUGACAGAGAGAGAGAGGGAGAGAGAGAGAGAGACAAAGGAGAAAGUGAGUAGAGCAGAAGAGCAGAGCAGCAAGGCAGAGGGAGGAGGAAAGAGGAGACGUGUUUGCGGAUUACUGGGUGACAUGGGAGGCACCUCCUAAACUCUCGAACUGGACUUGAUCUUCACUAGAGCACAUUAGGGAAACAAAAGGAGGUAAAGAAAAGAAGACAAAGAAUAAGAGGAAGGAGGAGGAGAAAUGAAGGACUUGGUGGAGUCAGUAGAACUCGGGGUCCCUCCAGGGAAAGGAGUUAAUGCAACUCGACCCAAAGUUUGCCUAAAGAAUGAACUUAUUCGUGUGGGACUUGCUGAAUCCCUUUGCACUUAUGUCAUGAUGGUGUUUGGCCUGGGGUCUGUGGCCCAGGUAGUGACUGGACAAGGAGCGUUCGGACAAUACCUCAGCAUCAACCUGGGUUUUGGCCUUGGUGUUGCUAUGGGGGUUCAUGUCGGAGGGAAGGUGUCAGGGGCUCAUAUGAAUGCGGCUGUGUCACUCACAAUGUGUGCGUUUGGCCGCCUUGCUUGGAAGAUGCUGCCUCUGUAUGUUUGUGCGCAGCUACUGGGGUCAUUUCUGGCAGCAGGGACAAUUUAUGCCGUCUAUUAUGAAGCCAUAUAUGACUAUUGUGGAGGAAACCUGACUGUCACUGGUGUAAAGGCCACAGCUGGUAUCUUUGCCACCUAUCCUGCACCGUAUCUCUCCUUGCUGGCCGGAUUCAUUGACCAGGUGUUUGGCACAGCCAUGCUGCUGCUGUGCCUGAUGGCUCUGUCGGACCAGAAAAACAAACCGGCGGCAGCAGGUGGCGAACCUGUCGCAGUGGGUCUCCUGGUGCUGCUCAUUGGCAUUUCCCUGGGCAGCAACAGUGGCUAUGCCAUUAAUCCCACGAGAGACAUUGCACCGAGGGUAUUCACUGCCAUAGCAGGCUGGGGGGCUGACGUGUUCAGGUCUGGAAAUGGGUGGUGGUGGGUGCCUCUAGUUGCACCCCCCAUUGGAGGAUUACUGGGUGCAGGGGUCUACAAGGCCUUGGUGGAAAUGCACCACCCACCUUGCUCUGAACAGGGUGAGAGGCUGGUGGAGGAGGAGACUGUCCCUCUGGGGAAACAAGAAAACAUCUGUGCAAAUGUAUGCGUCUAAGGACCCCCCCAACCAUUUACAGUGUUUCUCUUAUGAAGCUAUGUGAAUAUCUGAAUGCAGCUAAGACAUUCCAAGAUGAUCAUGAAGUUAUAUGGGGACAGAAAGACUUUCAUAAAAUGGAGAAACUGACCCAAGUAAGGUUCUGAAUAUCCCAAGGAAGCAUUUUGAAUGAGUCUGUUGUAUGUAAUUAAUGUCAUCAUCAGCCCGAGUUACUCAGUUGUGCUUAUGAGUGACUACAGCACAUACACAUUAUUAGAUAUUUUGGGCCAAGAUGCUGACAUCUAUGGCUUAUUCUUCAUAUCCAUGCUGGUUAUUGCACUUACAUUAAAACCAAAAGGAGCCAUCCUUACGCGUGGAGGAUGAAAACAAAAAUUACACCCACUGGACAACAAGUUAUGUUUAUAUUAUUGAGUUAAUAGUAGCCGAUACAACCUUGGAAGACACCAUAAAUAUCAUUCAUUAGAAUAGUCAGCAGGAAUCUAUUUACAUGAGCUUGGAAACUACAGUGUACAGUAUUAUG